AGUGACGUUGCGUAGCUACUAGCAGCGUUGUCUGUUUGUGGACACUGGCGCGUCGGCGUCGGUGGAUUUUACUCAGGUUGUUGCCAACCGCCAGUAAAUCCAAGAAUAAGAAGAAGAUUUUACUCAGACGUUAGAAGCCGCGCGCUGCCCUCGACAGGUAGGACGCUGCGUCAGGUCUGUGGCUAAAGGAAAUCACCUCCGCCGGGUGUCUGACUUCAACCGUUUGGCUUUCGUGUCUGCGCUUAUUUUGGCUGCUCGGCGGUGACGGAUCACUGGAUCUACAGAAAAGUUCUCCAGGCGUACUAAAUGUUCUGCGCGUUUGGGACGGCGCUGUCAUGUUGAACCCCGGUGAACUGGAAGGCGAGGUGGACCACUCCUUUUUCGACAGCGACUGCGACGAUGGCAGUGGCGAGAAGACCGAGAAGGGCUCGAAGGCGGGAAAGCGAGGUGCGAGCGCACGUGGCAGGUUACCCGAAGAACACCCUGGACACCCCGCCGCCGAUCGGUCCCCAGGGGCCGGACGGACGGGAAGACACUCGAGGAAAACGGAAAACGACGACAGAGGCAGCACGGCCGCUCUGUCGUCGGGGUCUCUUGUACCAAACGACGCCGUCCGCGAAGGCGAAGGUGAUUCAAAUCGGCCCUCUGGAAGACCCAGUGGGGCGUUUUUGGCCCUGCUGGCCGACAUGCCAAACGGGGGGCAUAACCGGACGCCGAAUAAGACCGAAGACGGCGCCCCGGCGUUCCCUGCGACCUCAAAAAACGAGCUGUCUCACAGAAAAGCGGCCAAACCCCCUGGCCCCGCUUCAAACGAGGCGAGCACAGACGCAGAUUCGGAGAGUUCCUGCAGCAGUCAGAGGGGAGCGUCCGCCUCCUCCAGCCUCCCCAAGGCCACCAGGUCUUCCGCGCGCCGCAGAGCAAGAGGCAGCAGACGAGGCUCUGCUGAGUCCCAGCACCCAGCCAACUCCAGUACGGACGAGUCGGACGGCUCGGUGACGGACGUGAGCCCCCUCUCCUCUGCUGACUCCAGCUCGCUGCAGUCGUCCAGCUCAGAGGCCGAGGGAGAACGCCGCGCAGAGCAGGAGGAGGAGCAGGAAAGUGCGCCCUCCAGUGGCUUCAGCAACAUGCACCGAGAGGAGGACUCCCCUCCGGAUGGAGACGAAUGCUCCUUCAGACUAGAAAGUCAGCUGGAGCAUAAGCUGGCGCUGCACUGUCCCGGAGGGAGGAACCGGAAGAACUUCUCCUUCUCCAACGACGAGGUCCGACGCAUAGACGGCGAGAACCAGCGGCUCCUUCGGGAGCUGUCGCGUCUCUCUCCGGGGCCCAGGUCGGGAAAGGCUCCUAGCAGCAGAAGCAAGGUGUCCAGUAACUCUCCCGUGACCCGCCUCUCGCACAGCGCGCUGAACAGGCAGCGGGAGCAGCGCCGCAUCGAGCGGGAGAACCUGGCUUUCCUAAAGAGACUGGAGUGUGUCAAACCCACCCCCGGUCUGAAGCGCUCUGAACAACUGGCAGACCACCAGCGGCUGGCCGGGUACCCGGGCGUUCAAUCACCUCCCACCUACAGGAGCUCUUGCAGAACAUCCUCAAGUAAAUGUUUUUAAAUCAGCUGUAUAUCAAUGUGUAUAUCAACUGUUUUGAGAGCAAAUCUUUUUAUUAAUUGCGGGUACCACAGAGUUCAGUUAAAGCUAGAGCCGGCGAUUUUCCAGGGAAUAUUCCCCAAGUCCCUUUUUUGAUUAACUGCGCAUGUGCAGGACCGUCCGACCUGUCAGGAAGGAAGGACCAUUUUAUCCAUUAUAAUAAAAAUUGUUGCGCAUCUGUAGAACUUGACUGCAACCCAUUCUAGUGUCGCUGUGGUUGGAUGUUUAGUGUUGUUUUCCUGCUGGAAAUUUUCACUGAACAGCUGUACCAUGAUUUACUGAGAUCAAACACAAAUGGAUCCUGUUUACUUGAUAGGGGACCUAUAAAGACAAUCAGCUGCAUAGGAUUUUAUUUAGGAGUAUCAGAUUAACAGCGGUCUGAAUACAAAACACAUCUCCCUUUUCAGAUCGUUUUCCUUUCACUUCACAAUUUUGUACAAUUUUGUGUUGGCAUAUCGCAUAAAAUCCUAGUCAAAGACCUUGAAGUUUGGGGUUUUAAUGAAAAAAAUAAAAUCUUCAAGGGGGACGAAUACCUUUACAAGUCCCUUUAAGCUUAUAUAUUCCCACCUUUCAUAUUUUAUGUAGACCAGCUACAUUUCUGAAGAAAGUACAAUGUGAAGAAUUUACUGAGGCAGCAUCGCAUUCGAGGUAAACGUGCAGCUUAAAGCUGCUGCUGUGCGCCUAAAUGUGGCCCGUAUGGACUUUGAAGUACUCGGAUGUUGAUUUUUCAAUCAGAGAAAAGGAGGCUCAGCAUGCGGUGGAGAGCAGCAGCCCUCUUAAGAUGAAGCUGCGUGGUUUUUAUCGCCCGUCUGAGCUGCUGCUUCCAGAUGGCUGCAGAGAUGUAAUCACCUCAAAGAGAGGACAUUACAGCAGCCUGGAGCAGCUGCACGCUCUUCCUGGGAAUCCCUCCUUCAUGUGUCAGUAACUUGUUUAAUGUCCCUGCUCUUAUCAUUUCAUAGCUUUUUAAUUUUGGUAAAGUCUUGCUCUGGUGUGAGAAAUCAAUAUUCCUACAAUGAUGAUAAAAUGAAGUAGUGGAUUCACUUGUUACGUUCAUGCUAAAAAAAAAAAAAUAUUUGGGUUUGUGUCUGAAUUCUUUCCCUCCAGCUUUAACAAGUUGCCGGCCGGUGAGCUCCAGAGCCGCUCUCACCAACACGGACUCCAGCAUCACGCCUGUUCCCAGGUCAGCGAAGCUGAGCGCGGCGAGCCGUCCAGCCUGGUGCUAACAGCGCUGCUGAUCAAGAGCAUCUCGCUUCCUAUUAUUACUGCCACUUUUAAUGUUGAUCCAUUUGUACAGUGCAAAACCUAGAAGAUAUUUAUAUUGUUUCAACAUAAAGCUGCUCUACUGUGUUUCUUUUCUUUUCUGCUCCUUUGGUCAGUUGUACUGCGGUUUAUGCUUUGAAAUCAAAGCCAUUCGUAAAUCUCUACGUCUAGUUUAGUCCUCUUAAUACAACCGCAACUCUUUGCAGCAGCUGAUUGCAAAGUAUCUGCUUCAAAAAUAUAUAGUUGUUGCUUUAGUUUGAUAUUGCUGCAGUGUAAUAUUUUAACUAAAACAAAGUGAGAAAUGAUUUGAAUUGUUACUGUUUACACUCGGUUAUUGUUUGUGAUCUACUAAAUCAUUGUUUUGAGGAAAUAAACACACUAUGUCUU
This is a messenger RNA of Fundulus heteroclitus (mummichog), 3284 nucleotides long. RefSeq names its product cilia and flagella associated protein 97 (gene cfap97). The record is from RefSeq and is a predicted model, not a curated record. Gene Ontology annotation, biological process: spermatogenesis. The transcript has 5 exons. NCBI's taxonomy places the organism in Eukaryota, Metazoa, Chordata, Actinopteri, Cyprinodontiformes, Fundulidae. The coding region runs from base 336 to 1601 and encodes 421 amino acids.